AUCACUUUGACACUUUGUCAGAUGCAAUUGCUGUUUUGCGUCUGACUUUAAAUAUUUUGAACUUAAGGCGAUCAGAAAUGUGUAGGUACUUGUCUUUUUUAUUAGUAUAAUUUGUUUUGUGGCCGGUGCGAUUGAAAAUGACCAGGAUACUAAGCAUCGAUUAUUAACACAUUUCAUUGAAAAUAUGUUAUAUUGUAAGUGAAAGGUACCUGACAAACGUAAAAUAAAGGAAAAUGAGUAAAAGGAAGCGUGGACCUGGACAGAUACCAAAUCGAUGGUUACAUUGUCCACGUAAAGCGACAGAUUUAAUAAUCGGAAAAUUCAUUGCUUUUAAAACACCAUUAAGUACAGAUUUCGACGAACAAGUUCCACCAGAAUGCAGGUUUCCACCGAGUAUGGUUUUCGAAUACUAUAAACGAAAAAAGGUAAAAAUCGGCUUGUGGAUUGAUCUAACUAAUACAAGUAGGUUUUAUGACAAAGAAGAGAUUAGCUCCAAUUGCAAAUACAUUAAAUUGAAUUGUCGCGGUCAUGGUGAGGCACCUUCUGAAGACCAAACCACCGCUUUUGUUACGUUAGUCCAUAAAUUUAUCUCCAGCUAUCCCCUAGAAUGUAUCGCAAUACAUUGCACGCAUGGUUUUAAUCGAACAGGUUUUCUGAUCGUUUCUUAUUUGGUUCAAAAAAUGGACUUUUCCGUCGAGGUCGCCAUAGAAACUUUUGCUAAAGUUCGGCCUCCCGGUAUUUAUAAAACCGAUUAUAUACAGGAAUUAUAUAGACGAUUUGAUGAUGUUGACGACGCGCCACCUGCUCCCGACUUACCCCAGUGGUGUUUCGAUGAGGAGGAUGUAUCAAAUGGAGAAGCUUUGGAAAGUUUCGAUACCAACGAAGGAACUUCGCAAAAGUACGAUGCGGAACCGUCUGCUCAACCUUCUCGUAAAAGGAUGAAAUAUAGUAUGACUAAAAAAAAUCCCGUAUUCAUGGAAGGAGUUCCAGGAGUAACGGUUUUUAUGGAACAACCGAAAGCCUUUCAUCUUCAACAAAAGACUUCGAGGAUGUGCGGUUUUUCUGGCAAAGGCUUUCCUGGAUCACAACCUGUGUCCAUGGACGUUAAUAAUAUAAAGUUAUUACACGCAAAGCCAUAUCGCGUCUCGUGGAAAGCAGACGGAACAAGAUAUUUAAUGUUGAUUGAUGGAGAAGACGAAGUCUACUUCUUCGACCGAGACCAUUGUGUCUUUAAAGUACAUGGUUUGAAAUUUCCACAUCGAAAAGAAGCUAGACAUUUGAUGAACACUCUCAUAGAUGGGGAAAUGGUAAUCGAUAAAGUGGGUGAUGUCAAUAUCCCGAGAUUUUUAGCGUACGACAUAAUUAAAUUUGAAGGGCAGGAUGUAGGGAAAAUGCCCUUUUAUCCAAUUAGACUACAUUGUAUAGAUAAUGAGAUUAUUAAACCUAGAAUAAUUGCAAUGGAAAAUGGUCACAUUAACAAAAGUGCCGAACCAUUUAGUAUCAGAAAGAAAGAAUUCUGGCAUGUAACGCAGGCUGCUAGCUUAUUGGGGGAGAAGUUUGCAAAAACUUUGUCGCAUGAACCUGAUGGACUUAUUUUUCAACCUUCUAAAGAUCCAUACACGGCAGGAAGAUGUGAUGAUGUUCUAAAAUGGAAACCUUUAGAGCUAAACUCAGUUGAUUUUAGAUUAAAAAUUGUCAAGGAGGGAGGAAUGGGGAUUGUACCUAAGCAGAUUGGUCAACUCUACGUAGGUCAGUUAGAUUCACCAUUCGCAGUAAUGAAAUAUACGAAAGAAAUAAAAGACUUAGAUAAUAAAAUUAUUGAAUGUAAAUUUGAAAAUAAACAAUGGAAGUUCAUGCGAGAAAGGACGGACAAGUCAUUUCCAAAUGCUUAUUCAACCGCUAAAGCUGUUUGUGACAGUAUUAGAGAGCCUGUUACUAAAGAAAGACUAAUACAUUUUAUUGAUAAGUACAGAUUUGAUGAUGAUAUGGAAAUAAUGCCCCCUCCCAAUCGGCCAAGGAGAUAGUUUUACUUAUCAUUUUAUCCACUUGGAGUUUUAAAUUGUUUGUUUGAAGUGUAUAAGGAUGAUGUAAGUUGAUUUUUAUGCAUUUACGAACGAAUAUGUAAUAAAUAUGAACAUGGAAUUGUAUCGAAGAAAAUAUAACAUUUUGCAAUGAAA
Photinus pyralis (common eastern firefly) is the source of this 2177-nucleotide messenger RNA. RefSeq names its product mRNA-capping enzyme. The record is from RefSeq and is a predicted model, not a curated record. The coding region runs from base 234 to 2024 and encodes 596 amino acids. Lineage: Eukaryota; Metazoa; Arthropoda; Insecta; Coleoptera; Lampyridae. Gene Ontology annotation, molecular function: protein tyrosine/serine/threonine phosphatase activity; mRNA 5'-triphosphate monophosphatase activity; mRNA guanylyltransferase activity. Gene Ontology annotation, biological process: 7-methylguanosine mRNA capping; dephosphorylation. The transcript has 11 exons.